Messenger RNA from Linderina pennispora, 1142 nucleotides. RefSeq lists its product as uncharacterized. Bases 283 to 963 code for a protein of 226 amino acids. The transcript has a single exon. Lineage: Eukaryota; Fungi; Kickxellomycota; Kickxellomycetes; Kickxellales; Kickxellaceae. The record is from RefSeq and is a predicted model, not a curated record.
GCACGUCUGAUUGAAUGGGUGUGCUUUGCGGUGCUGCCCACCUGGAGAAGCUACACGAUAACCCCGUAUCAUGCUGCUAUAAAACCUGUACAGCCAUAAUCCACUACUCCGUAUGAAGCUGCUAUUGUUCUGGCUCCAUAGGUGCUACUAGUUUGCAGAUUCUCUAGUAUCUCUAAAUAUUAUUCAAAUGACAUCUAAUCUUUUCCUCUUCAUCAAACACUGUACCAAAGAAGGCAUUGACAGUAAACACCCCCAGCGGUUCGUCUUCUCAGCAAGAAUUUAAUGGUGGAAAUAGCGCGUGCUCCAACCUCAUUGCAGCGGGUAAUGAAUGCUACUGAUCCAGCCAGCCUUGGGGUGCUGGAUCAGUGGAACCAGCAACUAGCAGAGAUUGCAAUUGGGUUGCAGCAACAACUGGUGGGUCUACUUGCCCACCAGAAACCUGGCUACACACAGUCGCCGCUGCCGCGUUUACCAGCUGGGCAGAUAUCUGCGUCACAUGUAGACAUCACCCAUGUCGAUAUCCUUCAGCUUAUUCCACGUAGCGUGUGUCGAAGCGAUGCCAUUUAUGGAAUACGUCGAGUAUACACUCUGGAUUGCUCGAGAAACAAAAGAUGCUCGUUAAAGGGCCACCUACAAAAGUUUGACAUCAACAAGUCCAUGAUAAUCAAUUCGCACCCGGUCAGUACCCGGAUCGACGAGUUCUUUAUUGAGAGUAGCUACGCGGAGACAUUCAUUCAAAAGAUGAUUGAUGGCAAGGCUGCUUCGUCUAUCGGCAUCGAUCCGGCCAGUAUAAUCUGUCGGGAAGUCCGGCAGAGUGGACAGAAACCGUCUUCAUCAUACUACUGCGGGAUGCUUCAAAGUGCAUACUUGGUCAUCAAAAAUGCUAGCCACACCAGGGCCCUAGAGUACAUCGCAGCAUACACAAAAGAGAUUGGUGUUGGGAUACCAGUGCACGAGAAAUAGCUGGCCAAGACGGACUGGCCCGAUGCACUCUAUCCUAUGGGUCCAUCGUGGUAUUACUCGCCUGCCGCAAUGGCUACACAGCAGGGGCUGGUGUAGUAUUAGUCCCCCUCCCCAUAAAGUCGCACUCAUCACGCUGCUAUCAAAAGACAGUAUUGGCGUUUGCCGGCGCAUCAUUUUUA